This is a messenger RNA of Aspergillus melleus, 486 nucleotides long. RefSeq lists its product as uncharacterized. The record is from RefSeq and is a predicted model, not a curated record. The transcript has a single exon. Lineage: Eukaryota; Fungi; Ascomycota; Eurotiomycetes; Eurotiales; Aspergillaceae. The coding region runs from base 1 to 486 and encodes 161 amino acids.
AUGCUGGCCAAGCUACGUGCAAAGCUCUGCUGCUCUUCAGCCGAUGGCAAUGCCGACGAGGCUGAGCCCGCCAUCUUCCAUGCGAACCCCUCCAUAAACGAGGAACGACUCGAGCCGAAAAGCAAUACGCCGUUUGAUGUUUUCAACACGCCUUCAACCCAUGGUGUCGCGGAGCCGAAAGAUCUCUGGAAAGUCGCCUUUGACGGGCUGGAUCCAACACGCAAAUUCUGGUUCUCGAACGAACAGCCCCCGGCAGAGGAAAUCCAGAAGGUGAUCAGCGAGACGGAAAAGAGAUACGAGGAGUAUCAAACCGGGGGCCUGUUAAUAAGACGACCCGAUGGAAAGGAGAUCAAAGUCCGCGAGAUCACUCAGAAGAUCCUCGCGUCGGCGUUGACUGCGCAAGAAGUCGUGAAAACGAUUGUGAGCUUCGACCAAAGUGGCUAUGGUGGGUUCACAUCCAUCUCUGCAUCAUGCACCGCUGCAUAG